Paecilomyces variotii is the source of this 2509-nucleotide messenger RNA. Its product is annotated as C6 zinc finger domain protein. Gene Ontology annotation, molecular function: zinc ion binding; DNA-binding transcription factor activity, RNA polymerase II-specific; DNA binding. Bases 136 to 2343 code for a protein of 735 amino acids. The transcript is spliced from 10 exons. NCBI's taxonomy places the organism in Eukaryota, Fungi, Ascomycota, Eurotiomycetes, Eurotiales, Thermoascaceae. Gene Ontology annotation, biological process: DNA-templated transcription; regulation of DNA-templated transcription. The record is from RefSeq and is a predicted model, not a curated record.
UGGGACAGAGUAUAGGGAAGACUUGCUUUUUCUCCCCGACUCCGUCUUGUCCAUCCAAUCUUCAGAAGGGCUCACCUUUGAACCUCCGCGCGGGAUCACGGGGUUGCUGUGACCCAGAGAGACAGGAGAUCCACGAUGGGACUGGAGGACACCCAACAGCAUGAGCAUGAACCGGUCACACAACCCAAGGAACCGGCGCCAACAGUAGUUCGCAAAAAGUUCGCCAAACCGCCCGUGAAAGUAGCAUGUUUGGCUUGUCGCGCUUCGAGAACGCGUUGUGAUGGGAAGGAGACAUGCUCCAGCUGCGCGAGCAAGGGGAGAAAGUGCAGUUAUCUCCCCAGCAAACGAGGAGGGCCUCGAAAGAAGAAAUCCACAGUGCCUCCUUCGUCUACGACUGUGCAGCAAGAUGCGUCCUGGAAUCCUGUUCCUAUUCCAGUCAGCAGAUUCGAUGAAUCGGCGGGGAUGUUCAACCAGAUCGACCCACUGGCUCUGCCUGGAGCUGGACUGAGGCAUCUUGACUUCCCAACUGAGGUCCAGUCGAUGUUUGAAGACCUGUUCGCCCCAGGCGACGGAGCAAAUCCACACGUCCAGAUGGAACCGGCUCCUGCGGUGCCCCCGAAGCCAUCGAUGGUCAGAGCAUACGGCAGUGAGCCAGAUAUACUGAACGCUUAUUAUGAUUUCAUCCAUGCUUACUUUCCUAUCCUGCCUCCAAGAGCCGCCCUUCCUUACGCUGAUCGCCCAUUGAAUGGGCUAGGUUCUAGUGCUAAUGCUUUGUCGGAAGAGCUUUCUCUUUUGUAUCAACCAUCUUCUCCCUUGAGCCUUGCUAUCUCCGCUAUAUUAGCUCUCGUACCACAUCCAGACGAUCCGGAACCGACGUCUGCCAAUUCAGUCCUACUUCGAAGAUCAUAUGCGCAAAAGUUUGCCGGGCUAGCAAUAACAUGCAUCGAAGCAGACCAAGAACUUAUCGAUUCUUCCACUGACCCCUCUCAGGCUUUGUCGAAUGAGACGCCUAUCAUAAACAGAGCGCCGUUCCAUCCUAAAACGCCUGUUGAACUCGAAGGUAUUCUUGCGCUACUUGUAUUAUGUACAUAUGAGUAUGCACAGCGCGGGAAUCUAUCCAAGAUGAAAUACAGGGCUGGACAAGCAUUGACCUUGGCGAUGAAUAUGUCACUACACUCGUUGGGGGAGGAAUAUGACGAGUUCGCAGAAGCCCGACGGCGGGCAUGGUGGAUGACUUACUACUGCGUGCUUCAAAGCUCGAUUUCCGGCAUAGCUCCACCAACGAUCACCAUCGACGACCCUCGUUUCGUGACUCCUUAUCCCAGUUUUCCAUCGGAUCCCGAGGGCUGGUCAAUAUUGAUGCAAGCGCAGCAGGUGCUGGUCUCAGCGACACAAUUCACGCUUGAUCUGAACAGAUGCCUGAGAUCUCGCUCGAACAUGAAAUAUAUCUGUGACAGAAUGCAGCAACUCGAUGCUUGGGCCAGUUCCGUAAUGGCACGUGCAAAUACUCCUCCAAGCGGCCCGCGCUCUUCGCUUUACGAAGAUCCGUCGGAGGCACUGACUGCACAUUCUAUACGAGCUAUAUCAAGGAUCAAGAUAUCGAGUGCACAUCUCAAGACCCAUCGAUUCCGUGCAUUCUCGGACAUUCCCAUCUUCAUUAAGAAGCACUGCGACCUUGCCGCUGCGAAGUCCGACCCUGCCCAGACAGAUAAGACCUAUAACCUGAACAGGCGUCCAAGCGGUAUAAGUCGACUGUCUUGUUCAUGUUCCAGUAUGGAACCCGUUCCGCGUCCUCAGGCACGGGAGUAUGCCCCUUCGCCGUCAGAUUCUUCGAGUUCGUCAGGAUCUGUAUCUUUGGGCUCGCAAUACUCCUUCCUCGAAACCGGCUUUCCCUUCACCAGCCAACAUUCAGCAAAGGUUUGCCUGCGGGCUGCCCUGAUCAUAGCGCGCAUGUUUCAGAGUCUACCGUUCCCGAGACCACUAUACUCGGCGGAAAAGCAGAAUGGGUCUGCUGUUCCAUCGGCCUCCCAAGAAUACGUAGACCCAGCUUCGCUAGAUCCCCGCACUCAGCUGCCUCGCACGAUGCCGUCAUUUGCAUGUUGUGCGAUGCAAAGUAGCUAUGCAAUGUUGAUGCUCUUCUACAAAACGCGCGUUGCGAAGCAGCUUUCUCCAGACUCCGAAGGCGGUAACAAUUCAUCGUCUGAACGACUAGUCGAAGAAUUACGGAGCGGACUUGAACGAAUCAUCGGGGCAAUGAAGAAUUAUUCCAGGGCCUUUGAGGCACUAGACGGCAUGAGAGACGAGAUCGAAGGUGCUUUCCAGACCGCAUUUCCCCAACAAUGACGAACUUCUCGGAUAUUCUACUUUGUCUGUAUAUGUUCCAGCAGGAUUGGCUAUCAGAAUCUUAAUAGGGAAGAAAUGCCCACCACAGAACGGCCUCCUCAUGCCGAUUUAAAAGCUGGCCAUCAGCAGUGACCCGCUUUCUUGAGAAUAGGCGUCUCUUGAAGAA